Messenger RNA from Clarias gariepinus (North African catfish), 1494 nucleotides. RefSeq lists its product as uncharacterized. The transcript has a single exon. The record is from RefSeq and is a predicted model, not a curated record. Lineage: Eukaryota; Metazoa; Chordata; Actinopteri; Siluriformes; Clariidae. Bases 306 to 692 code for a protein of 128 amino acids.
CUGUGGGAACCUGGACUCUGCUGCUUCGUUUUUAUUCGGAAACGUUUUUAUAAGACGAUCAGAAUAUAGUUUGUGUCCUCCGUGUCCUAUAUAUUGAUUAACACUGAACGAAGGCGUCUAUCAGCAUCUGGACAGUCCCUCUUAUCCAGUUUCCAAAGCUGUCCGGCGAGCUCGGAUUGUCGGUGGAACCGGUACCACAGCCAUUACCGUUUGGUUUUUUUAGGGGCGAGAAAACCGACGCUUAACUGACACCCAGUCCAGCGUCUUUUUACAGUGUGGGAUCAAAUCCCUGCAGUCCAGUGGAGAUGAGUUUCAGGAGCACAGAGAGUUGGCGCUGCGUUAACGGCACUUGCGCGGAGAAAGUUGAGCCGUUCCCGCCGCCGCUCUCUUCCACCUUCGCGCUCAUCCUCCUGGGCGUCGCGAUCGUCGGCAUCGUGGCGCUUUCUCUCACCACGCACCACUGCCACAAAGGCAAGAUGAAGAGGCGGAAGAUCCAGCGCGCUCAGGAGGAAUACGAGAGGGAUCAGCUCAGCCCUGUCCCGGCCGCAAGAAAAGCGGAUCGCUGCGUGAUCGCGCGUCCUGCCGCCGGACGCACUGCACCUCCGCCUGGCCGUCAGGACACCGCCGCCGUAUCCGCGCACACCGGAGCCGUGGAGGCCGGAGUCCUGGAAUCUGUAGCUGUAUCACGAUAACAUGGAGAUCUGUAACUAUGCGGGACUUGUAGAUGUCUUGGAUGCAUUGUGAAACACCCCAUGCUGCUCCGUAUUACUCAUACCGUGGGACAUGUCUGCAUUUGUUUUUAAUUUCGGUUUCUUCUCCUCUAUAGAAAAAAAGGAGUUAAAAAACACUCGUUUAGGCUAUGUGAAUAUGUUUUCCCUGCUUUCAAUAUAUUCAAUAGCCAUCUAUAUAUAUACUGCACUGUGUGUGGACGUUAUAUAAAGAAGUUGAACAUUAGGCCAGCUGUGGACUGUAAUGAAGCAUCAGCCUUGUGGUGCAGGUUUACCGAUUGCUGCUGUCCAAGGUGCUGAUGGGAUGAUACUCCACAUUGACUUGCCUCCUGCUUUCGAGCGUCCCUGAUGAACAAAAUAAAGUUGUUGUUUUUUUAAAUCUAACACUUCUUGUCAAUCAACUGAAGGGCUUUAAGAUGUUUACUGAAUUUAAAAACACAAUUGUUUUUGCCCGAACGUGCUUAAAGAUUGAGAAUAGUGAGAAAAUCAUGGUUAAAUAAUAGAUUGAUCUGACUCAUUUAUGUUUACUUAUUCAUUUGUCAUACGUCAUUUUAGAAGUCAGCUUAGCCAGAAACAAUUAUAAACAGCAAUUAUACCAAACUUAUAUAAUAGGAAAUCAUUUGUACAUGACUAUAUAACUUACCCUGGCAGCACACUCAAAAUGAAGGAAAUUAAAGGAAAACAGACUCAAGUGUUGAAAGUAAUAAUAUAAAGUUUUACUUUUUUUCUAGUUUGUUUUUUGAAUAUUUUAUAGUGUAGUAAUGAA